AUGCCAGCUUUACCGCGGACGGUGGCUGUUGUCCACACCCCGUUCUGGAACGAGUCAGAACAAGAGUCACCAGAAGAAGAAGUGCAAGACGUCUUCACACCAAGAUUUAUUUACUUCUCGGGGCCAGACAAGAGGGGUCAUGAUUCCCACGACUCGCGACGACGCCACCGUGAACCGAAGAGAGAUUGUCAGUCAAAAGUACAUAACGGCUUCAAGCAACUUGAUCAGUGCUCUUCCCAACCAGAGGCAAACCGGCUAAAGCGCUCUCCCGAGUCUGCAUUCUCAAGUCCUUCAAUGACUUGCAACUUCAACAUGACUGAUUUCGAGCGAUUCAUACUCAGUGAUACCGGCAAAGAAGUGAAGCAAGAUAUCUAUUCUUACUACAACAUCACCCAGCCUGCGAAACACACCGAUUUGAGACCACGGAAGAGAAAGAGAGUGGAUGGCGUGACGAUGGCUGAUAAGGAGAUACGCGAGUAUGAGCGCUGGGUUUUCGGCACGUGGGAGAACAUAUUCUCAGGGUCUUAUUCGUAUUCUGGGUAA
Molecule: messenger RNA, 543 nt
Organism: Fusarium tjaetaba
Lineage: Eukaryota; Fungi; Ascomycota; Sordariomycetes; Hypocreales; Nectriaceae
Exons: 1
Coding region: 1-543 (180 amino acids)
Source: RefSeq, a predicted model, not a curated record